This is a messenger RNA of Cetraspora pellucida, 1791 nucleotides long. The record is from the annotation of a GenBank genome assembly. NCBI's taxonomy places the organism in Eukaryota, Fungi, Glomeromycota, Glomeromycetes, Diversisporales, Gigasporaceae.
AUGGAGAGUAAAGAUUGGUUAACUCCACAAAAAAAUGAACCUGUUGGUGGUGCUGCUCGGUUUUCUACUUUAGUCAAAGAAUUUCGUGAAAAUUAUGGUUUUGAAACCUCUUGCGUGUUCUUUAGUGGCGAUGCGUUUAAUCCAUCAGUUGAAAGUAGCAUUAGUAAAGGAUUGCACAUGUCUAAUUUCCCUUGGCUUCUCGCUAAUGUUGUUGAUUCGACCACUAAUGAAACUCUAGUCGGAAGUAAAAAAUUUGUAAUUCUGGAAAAGGGUGGGCUCAAACUUGGAAUUGUAGGAUUGGUUGAAAAAGAAUGGCUUGAAACCAUUCCUAACCUUCCAUCAAAUUUACUGUAUAAAGAUUUUGUGAGUACUGGAAAAGAACUUUCUACACAGUUGCGUGAUCCCAACGGUCCUUACGCCGUUGACCUUAUUAUUGCUCUCACACACUGUCGGCUAUCAAAUGACAUUAUACUUGCUAAACAAUGUAAAAAUGAUAUUGAUUUGAUACUUGGAGGACAUGAUCAUUUUUAUUACAUCGGCAAAGGAUGUGAUGUUAUUAAUGGAUGGACUAGAGAUGAAACAAUAGAAGAAUCUAUAGAAGAAUCUAAGGAUGAUGAUGGCGUACGAGUCGUGAAGAGUGGAACUGAUUUCAGAGAAUUAAGUAUCAUUGAACUUGAUAUUGAUGAAAUCACCAAUGAAGAGGGACGAACCCAUAAAAGAAUAAAAACUAUAACUGUGACACGACGUGAAGUUAACUCAUCUAUUGUUGAAGAUGAACAUCAUGCAACUUUGAUUGAUUCGGUAACAUCAGAAAUCAAAGGAAAAAUGUCAAAACCUAUAGCUUAUACUUUAAAACCCUGGGAUUGUCGUUCUUCAAUGCUUCGUACACAAGAGACAGCAUUUGGAAACUUUGUUGCAGAUUUAAUGUUUUAUGCCUAUCAACCAUGUGUUCAUUUUAAUAUUGAUUGUGCUAUUUUAGCUGGUGGAAGUAUUAGAUCAGAUUCAAUAUAUGAUGAAGAAAUCACAUUGGGUGAUUUACUCGAAAUAUUUCCGUUCGAAGAUACAGUUGUUGUUAUUCGUGUUACUGGACGUCAGAUAUGGGACGUUUUGCAAAAUGCCGUUUCAAUGGUUCCUAAACAAGAAGGUCGGUUUCCAAUUGUAAGUGGAUUGAAAAUAGAAUAUAAUCGUAAUGCAGAACCCAAUGAUCGUUUGCGAAAUGUGUGGCUUACCGAGAGACAAAAUCCCAUUACCGAAGAUGGUGAAGGUGAUGAUGAUGAAAACAUAUCUGAAGAUCCUGGCCCACAUCGAAUUAUUGGAAAACUUGAUAUGCAAAAGACAUACACAGUUUGUACUCGUUCUUAUUUGGCAUCAGGUGGUGAUGGCUACAAGGCUUUUGCUGAACCAACUACAAAAUACCUUGUGGAUGAUGAAGCUGGAUUGAUUCUUUCUACUUUAGUCAGACGAUAUUUCAUUGGCCUUUAUUACAUUAAUGCAAUAAAGUAUAAUAUGAGCCGUAAAAAUCAAGCUGUUUUGAAAGCCGCGAAUUCGUGGAAAAAGCUUGCAGAAACUAAACGAGAGAAAUCAGCGUAUGGAAACAUAUCUCGCAAAAGAAUUAGCAAUGCACUUUCUCUCUCUAUGUGUGAAUAUGUGAAUAUAGAAGGUUAUGAUGAUGAGGUAAUAUCUACACCCACUUCAGCGGUGGAAGAAGAACCAAAGAAAGCUGAAUUUAUAAGGGACUGGGUUACCGUUGCACCAAUGAUUGAAGGUAGAAUUGUAACAGUGGAUUUUUAA